UGCAUUCUUUGAGUGCGUGUUUAUGCGCGUACAGAGCAUUUGUUCACCCAGCACACUUGUCCAUAGCUACCCACAGUUGUCUCCACACCCUUUAGAGAGAGAGAGAGAGAGAGGGAACCCAUCUCUCUCCCGUUACAUGCAUCUAUACAUACAAUUUACAGUGAGGGAAUCGUGAGACUGUGAAAGAGAAUUGUUCGGAACCGAUGCUGUGGCGGAUAUGGGGAAGGCCGAUAACCAGCGACUGCCAGUUGUGCAGCACUCUAAUGGCAGUAGUGCUUCUGGAACCUUCCUCUGCCGGAGAUGUUCGGUGGGUGUUUGCAGGCUCUUCAGCGUUAAAUGCGUUGUUGUUUUGAUGUUCAGUGUCGUCGCUUUUCUUUCCGCACUUUUCUGGGUUCUUCCUAUUCGAUACAGGGAAGCUGGGUUUGAUGCUAAAGACUCCAUCAAGCGCAGUGCCACUGUUCAAGCAUACUUUAAGCUUCAAAAACCAGUUUCCAAGCUUGUACCAUACACUGCGAGACUAGAAUAUGAUAUCAAUGACGAGAUAGGCGCCCCUUCCUUGAAGAUUGCUGUUCUGUCCAUGCACCAGGCACGCUUAUCUAACCAUACCAGCAUAUCGAACUGGACAGAUGUGGUGUUUGGCUUCCAUCCUGAUCUCAUCAAUAGUACAAUCACUCCAGUGGCCUUGAGUCUGUUGAAGUCAUCCUUGAUAGAUCUGUUUCUUCAGCAAUACAAUUUGACAUUGACAUUCCCGAUUUUUGGAGAGCCCUCUUCAUUUGAGAUUCUGAAAUUUCCUGGUGGGGUUACCAUAAUACCGGAACGAGUUGCUUUCAUACCUCAGCCCCUUUUCAAUUUCACUCUCAAUAGCUCAAUUUAUGAUAUAAAGGAAAAUCUUCUGGAUUUGAAGAAACAACUAAAAUUGGGAUUGAAUCUGAUGCCCAAUGAGGUGGUAUAUGUACAGGUAACAAACAAGCAUGGCUCAACAAUAGAUCCUCCUGUUACAGUUGAAGCUUCUGUUGCAUCUGAUCUGGGAACUCUACUGCCAGAGAGAUUGAGACAGCUAGCUCAAGUAAUUACUGGGUCUCCUGCAGAAAAUCUUGGCCUUGAUCAUUCUGUUUUUGGAAAAGUUAAAGAAAUUAGCUUGUCUUCGUUUCUAAAUCAUUCACUUCAUGCCCCAACACCAUCUCCUUCUCCAUCUCCAUCUCCAUUUUUUGAUACUGGUCCAUCCAUGACUCCAUCUUAUUCUCCUGCCUUUUCACCUAACACUCAUCAUUCGCUACCACCUUGUUCUAACUGUUAUACUUCUGAACCAUCUGGUGCGAGCCCUCAUUCUGCACCCAGUCCACAGAAUCUCGGUUACCAUUCUCUAUCUCCAAUUUCUGAUGCUCCUGCACCCUCAGUAGCUUUGGGCAGUCCACAUUGUGGUUCUACUGAUCCACUGAGUCCUUCUCCAACUCCUCAUCCCCACCAAAUGUCUCCCAAUUUAUCACCUUAUGCCUCCAUUGAAUCCCCAGGUGCAGUUUCAACACCUCGGAUGUCACCAAGUCAUUCUCCAUUGCCUGGUGUUGCAUAUGGUGCUCCAGGUCCAGAUGGAAGGAGUGGGAAAGCUUUGGUGUCUCCACUGCAUGUUUCAUCAUCUUUUGCAUCUGCCUGCUCAUCAGGCACUUGGAAGAUUCAGUGGAUAAUUGGACUCCUUACAUUUCUUCUUUUAUUCUGGAUAUCCUAGCUGACACCUGCAUGCCAGCCGAAAUUAGUUAUUUGGACGUAUUAUAUAUCUGCUUAACAGUUUUGCUGGUGGAGACUGAAGUGGGUUGAUAAGCCCAGAAGUCCACAAGGAGUAGGAGAGUUGGAGGUGAAAAGCAAAAGGACGGAUGACAGUUAAUAUCUUAUAGUAUCGUGUGGGAUGUUUGUUUCCCAAGGGAACGACUCCCCAUCAUAACUUACUAUCCAAAGUGAAUGCGCUUUCUUCCUUGCAGGUUUCUGAAAGAACAUAACUGUAAAAUGUAGGGGUUCUUUCUGAACAUCUGCAAGGGGGAGAAGCCAAAGGUGACUAGAUCUACUGAUGUUAACAAAACAGAUUAGGAAUUUAUAUAUCAAGUAAAGAAAUUAAUCAUCUU
Molecule: messenger RNA, 2114 nt
Organism: Sesamum indicum (sesame)
Lineage: Eukaryota; Viridiplantae; Streptophyta; Magnoliopsida; Lamiales; Pedaliaceae
Source: RefSeq, a predicted model, not a curated record